ACGCACACACACCCCUUUGACGGCGUAGCUAGUAAUAGUCAUAACACAUUACAAAACCCACACGUGCCUUUGACCUUUAUAAACACUUCAACACUUCGCACUACUACGUAAAUAAAUUCUCAAGCUCUUUCGCUCUCUUGCUAACAAAAGCCCUAAUCUCUUUAUUCUGUUCCCACUUCCGCAACAAACCCUUGCCUUGCCGUCUUCAAUUCUUCUUCCAAGAUGCCCGCUGGGCGGUAUAUUUCGUCUAUAAACACAUUAGAUCAAAAGUUACAGAUUCAGAGGAGGCUUGGUGGUUUGAAAUCGUGCAAGUACUUUAAUCUUCUCACGAGUUAUCUCGAGAUGAAGAUUGCUAAACCUGAUUUUGACAGGCUUUGUAUAGCGAUUAUUGGGAGAGAUAAUGUACCUCUUCAUAAUCAUUUCCUCAAGUCAAUUUUGAAGAAAGCUUGUUUGUCCAAGGCAGCUCCGCCAAGACCGAGCGUAGCAGAAGGUCCUUUGAAAGUGAAAGUGCCUAAUGGAUGUAACGGGCUUCCGCCUCUAGGCAAGAACUCUCGAAAAUGUAGGACUCCAAAUUCGCGUGAACGCAGAUUUAGAGACCGUUCUAGCCCUCUUGGUCCUCAUGGGAAGAACGGUGGCGUUGGAUUUGAGAAUUCAACUCCUAAAAAUCCAGAGCACCAAAUGAAUAUCGAUAUACAUCCUGUAGGAAAUAGCCUUCAUGUGAUUGAAGAACAUAGGGAAGAGGUUAAUCCUGAUUCUGACAGACUGGCCAAUAAUAGAAGUACUCCUAUACGAGCACCUCUUGUUCCUCAUGGGAAUAACAACAGCAUUGGAUUUGAGAAUUCAACUCCUAAAUCUCAAGAGCACCAGAUGGAUACAGAUCUACAUCCUGUAAGAAACGGGUUUCAUGUGUCUGUGGAACUUAGGGAUGAGGUUAAUCGGGAUUCUGAAGGGUUGGCCAUGAAUAGAAGGACUCCUAUGCGAGCACCUCUUGGUCCUCAUGUGAUGAACAACAGAACUGAAUUUGAGAAUUCAACUCCUAAAUUUGAAGAGCACCAGAUGGAUACUGAUCUACAUCCUACAGGAAAUGGAUUUCAUCUGUCUGUGCAACAUAGGGAAGAGGUUAAUCGGGAUUCUGAAAGGUUGGCCAUUAAUAGAAGGACUCCUAUGCAAACACCUCUUGGUCCUCAUGGGAAGAACUACAGCAUUGUAUGUGAGAAUUCAACUCCUAAAUUUCAAGAACAUCAGGUAAAUACUGAUAUACAUCCUGUAAGAAACGGGUUUCAUGUGUCUGAGGAACACAGGGAAGUGGUUAACCGGGAUUCUGAAGGGCUGGCGAUGAAUAGAAGGACUCCCAUGCGAGCACCUCUUGAUCCUCAUGUGAUGAACAACAGCACUGGAUUUGAGAAUUCAACUCCUAAAUUUCAAGAGCACCUGAUGAAUACAGAUCUACAUCCUGUAAGAAACGGGUUUGAUGUGUCCGUGGAACAUAGAAAAGGGGUUAUUCAAGAUUCUGCAAUGAUGGCCAUGAAUAGAAGGACUCCUAUACGACCACCUCUUGGUCAUCAUGUGAUGAGCAGCACUGGAUUUGAGAAUUCAACUCCUAAAUUUCAAGAGCACCAUAUGGAUACAGAUCUACAUCCUGUAAGAAACAGGUGUCAUGUGUCUGAGGAACAAAGAAAAGAGGUUAUUCAGGAUUCUGCAAUGCUGGCCAUGAAUAGGACUCCUAUACGAGCACCUCUUGGUCUUCCUACCUAUGAUAAUAGAGCACAGAUAUUUUCACCCCAAGGAUUACAAUCUGGUAUUGUCACCGAUACCUGUCAAAGUAUUGGCCAUUUACCUGAUACAUAUUCUUUGAUGAAAAGGGUGGAGCGUAACAUGGCACCUGAGGGGUGUCACAUCUCAGCAGAUGCAGCCAAUGUAUUGAAUACUGCGCUUGAUGUUUACCUCAAAAGAUUGAUAAAACCGUGUUUGGAUUUAGCAGCUUCAGUACCUGUAAAUAAAUCUAGAAGUCAAAUCCAACCUGGAAUGAAUGAGUUGCCACGAAAUAGGCGUGUGCAAAAGCCAAUUGGAUCUGCUUUUGCAUCAUUCUCUGACUUUAGGAGGGCAAUGGAGGUGAAUCCUACCACACUAGGGGAAGAUUGGCCUCUACAUUUUGAGAGGAGUUGCAUUCUUGCAUUUGAAAAAUGAGUUCAACAAGCUCAACCUUGUAUUUAUCCAAGUUACAAAUACAAGAUUUUCUCAAAAUUCAGUCUCAAUUCUGACUGAGUUUUUACUGAUAGAUAUCACCGACAAAGAUAGAGGUGAAAAUAUAGGAAUUUUUCAAACUGGUGACCAUACCAUGUAUAGUUUUCAAUAUUGGAUAGUUUGGCUUCGGGCAUUUUACAUCAUAAAAAUGUCAACAGUUAGAGUCAAGUUUACUGAAUAGAUGUGGGAAUCACUUUUAAUGAUGUCUCUAGGAUAUCUCUUCAUUUUAUUAAGAACUUUUUGAAUAAAUCUCAUAUUCAAUCUCUCCAGGCCUAAAAUCAUGUUCUGCGGUGUUUGACUUAAGUAUCAUUUAUAGCCUUUUUUCUUUUCAUACUGUAUAUAAAAGGCACUCAUGAAUUUAUAUUUAUAAUGAUAUUGUCAUCCUGUUACUUUGUUUCAAUUACAUAUAAUCUAAUCUCCGCACAUGAUUAUAUUAUGAUCAUGCUCCUAUUUCUCCGAUUUUGUUAAUUUGCGCUUUAUGUAAAUGUCCAAAUAGCAGAGCCAGAGAAUGUAGAUAUAUGAAAUAUCCAGAAAAACUAUUUUGCCAUUAAAAUUGCAUAUUUAACCAGUAGGUUUGAACCAGAAGGUAGAUUUCUGAUUUUACUUAUGCUGCUUAGGUAUAUUUAGAUUUUGGUUAUAAGUUUGGUGUGAUUUUGUUGUUGUCAGGGAUUGAAUUUAAUGAAACAAACCGGAGAAGGAAUAUAAGUUUGGUGUGAUUCUGAUUUUAUUUGGUUGCUUUGUUUCAAGAGUAUAUAUAAUUGUACAUGUGCCUGCGAGUUUUAGUGAUUUUAGACUCUUUGUAACAAUGAUCCAUAACUGCAAGUUAUGUCUUUUGAUGAAUUUGUCAUUCAAAUAAGCAGAAUACGAAUGUUUAUCUUUUAGCC
This is a messenger RNA of Vicia villosa (hairy vetch), 3128 nucleotides long. RefSeq lists its product as uncharacterized. Gene Ontology annotation, molecular function: transcription coactivator activity. The record is from RefSeq and is a predicted model, not a curated record. Gene Ontology annotation, biological process: regulation of transcription by RNA polymerase II. Gene Ontology annotation, cellular component: SAGA complex. NCBI's taxonomy places the organism in Eukaryota, Viridiplantae, Streptophyta, Magnoliopsida, Fabales, Fabaceae. The transcript is spliced from 2 exons. Bases 223 to 2187 code for a protein of 654 amino acids.